AUAGCCAGGAGUGAGUGAGAGACAGAGGCAGAGAAAAAAGAGAGAGGGGAACUAGUACCAAACCACAAAAGUCCAGUUUGCUUUGGACCAAAUUGAGAUAGACAGAGCCAGAAGACAGAAGAAAGAGAGAGAUCAGCACUUGUCCUGCCUAUCUCACAACGGAGAACAGCAGUUUACUGUUACGGCAGCAGGUUCUCUCAGCAGGAUAUUACAUCAGCAGCAGAACUGAGCAAACUACAGCCAGAAACCUUCCCGCAAUCACACAUAGCUAAAGCGCAUCCCAUCUGCCUACAGCUGUGUUGGAACGUGGGCAUAACUGCACAGAAUGUCUAAACAGCCAUCGACCAAUGUAAAAGCCCUGCAGGCCAACCUCAAUAUUCCGAUGGGGGCUUUGCGUCCUGGGGCGGGACUUCCUGUGAAGAGGAGAGAGGAUGCAGUAGAAACAGAGGAGGGAUCCCCAGCCACUCCAGAUGACAAAAAGCCCCUGCCUGGUGCUGUGAAACUACCGGGCCCUGCCGUCAACCUCUCUGAGAUCCAAAAUGUUAAGAGUGAGCUCAAAUGGGUCACAAAAGACUAAACAACAGGUGACUCCAUCCCCAGCCCCUUUGCAUCCCAGGCAUUGGUUACUCUCUCCAUCCAAUCAGAUUAAAGCAUUUACCAUAAACUCCCUGAGCAUCAAUUACAACAGAAUCAAUGACAAGCCUUAAUGACGACACCACUGAUCCGAGAAUACGAGGGGGUGGAUUUUAGCAGAGAAAAGACUGAUGACAAUUUACCAGUUAGAAGCUCUGGCUCAAGACCAUGUCUUUCUAAAAUAGGUCUUCUCUGUUUAAACCUCCCUGUAUGCUAUCCUGUUCUGUAUUUUGUGUUUUUAAAUUUACUGUGUGUAUAGUAUAGGAAUACUGUAUUCUACUACUAUAAUGUAUAGAGUUAUAUAGUGCUUUUUAUCUUGAAUCAUAGACAAUUUAUAAGGCUACUGGCAUUGAAUGGAACAAUAAUAUAAUGCCGUAAUUCAUCCAUGCUUCAAGAAAAUCACAUAAAAUGUCUUGAAUUAUUCAUCUUGAUCAAAUGUGACACUGAAAAAUCUAUUUUCUUUAUAGUUUUCUCUUAAAUCAACUCAUCUUUUUCCAUUCCCUCUCUGUCUCCAUCUUUGGCUUUGUCCUCGUGUAUUGCAGUAUAUGAGUAGGCUGUUGCAUAAUAAAACACGAUUUAGCGUUCUCUCCAGUGCAAGCCUGUAGGAGGAUGAAGCCAGCACUUGUUUUCCUUGAACAAAAAGAACUGGAUUUCAAAUGGCGCACCAUCAGUUUGUUAUGUACAUAAACCAGGAGUUGUUUAACAGUGUAAAGCUCCUCUUUUCCUCCCCUGUAAAUCACAUCGCUUGUGUCUAUACUGCUUAAACAGCUCCUAGCAGUUGAAGGUGUCCUGUACUUUGAAAGUGUCCUUAUUAAAGAUCAUGCAUUCAUCCUUA
Messenger RNA from Myxocyprinus asiaticus (Chinese sucker), 1468 nucleotides. It is a transcript of the gene smpx, whose product is annotated as small muscle protein X-linked. The record is from RefSeq and is a predicted model, not a curated record. Gene Ontology annotation, cellular component: muscle tendon junction; M band; costamere. The coding region runs from base 326 to 577 and encodes 83 amino acids. Lineage: Eukaryota; Metazoa; Chordata; Actinopteri; Cypriniformes; Catostomidae. The transcript is spliced from 6 exons.